AUGGAGUUUCUUGAUUCAGACAACCGUCUUUUGACUUACAAUGGGAAAGUGGCAUCAAGGGAUAUAGUACAAUUUGUCCCAUUUCGCGAAUUUAUCGGUUCUGCAUGGGGCAUAACGCCAGAAGAACAAGCUAUUCUAAAAACUCUCUUGGGCCGAGAAGUGCUAGCAGAAUUGCCAGCUCAGGUGUGCUCAUUCAUGAAGGCAAAUUCAAUUGUACCUCUUCGAUCUCGAGCCCCAUCAGAAUGCGCUAUGAAAAAACCACAAAUAUUCUCCCAUAAACAAUUGAAAAUUAACUCAAGACUUGGCAACAUAAAUUCUACAGUAAAUCCUGAUCAGCAACAAUCAGGAAUGAGUUUACAGAACUUACCUCCCGAUAUUGAAAGAUUUUCUGAAUCUGCAAAACCUCCAUAUCCCGAAUUUUAA
Messenger RNA from Meloidogyne enterolobii, 423 nucleotides. The record is from the annotation of a GenBank genome assembly. NCBI's taxonomy places the organism in Eukaryota, Metazoa, Nematoda, Chromadorea, Rhabditida, Meloidogynidae.